UCCAAAAAAAAACCAACAAAAUGUAUAACGGUAUUGGAUUAACUACUCCUCGAGGAUCUGGCACAAACGGUUAUGUUGUUCGAAACCUGUCGUUUGUUAAACCACCACCUACCGAUCGCAAUAAAAAGUUUGAAGAUUUUUCAGAUACACCUAAACAGAGGAAAGCAAAUGAAGCUAUUCUAGAACAUGAUCGCAAACGUAAAAUUGAAGUGAAAUGUAUGGAAUAUCGAGUUCAGUUAGAAGAUGAAGAGCUUGAAGAAGAUAUUAUUGAAGAAAAAGUACAAGAAUUUAGAGAAAAGUUAUUAAAAGAAAAAGUGGCAGAAACUGAUGCUAAAGAUCUAAAAGAACAUGAUACCCAUCAAAUUGCAGCAGCCAAAGAAAAAGCCAAUGAAAAGAUGAAGCGAGCACUAAGGAUUGAUAAAGGUUAUGUUGAAGGAGCGGCAUUUGAUCAGGAGCUUCAGGAGAAGUUACGGGAAGAGAGACGAGCGAAAAAGGCCCGAUUAGCAGAAAGUAACAACAGUAAAAGAAGGAGAAGUACCAGUAGCGAUAGCAACGAAAAACGAAGACGCAGAGAUUAACGAUAUCAAAAUACAACCAUGAUAAAUAGUAGUUUUCAAUAUAAUACAGCAGAGUACAUUGUCAUAUUUUGUACGAUUUGAAGCCUUGACUUUAAUUAAAUUGAAGUUAGUGGCUUUAGUGAAUUGUAAAACAUAAUAUCUUAUACGUUUUUGACAAUGAAUAGAGCCUAUGGUGAUAUUGUUGAUGCCUUCACUCACGUUCAUUGAGAGUGGAAAUAAGAGACUCUCUUUCAAUGUCAAUUUGAUCAGUAACUGCUUGUAAUAUUGAUGUUAUAUCUGCUGCUCUUACGUAUAUAAUGAGCAAUCUUAAAACAAAGGCAUGCGUUCGUUUUUUCAAUUCUGCUC
Messenger RNA from Mycotypha africana, 923 nucleotides. RefSeq names its product cwf21 domain-containing protein. The transcript is spliced from 5 exons. Bases 21 to 578 code for a protein of 185 amino acids. The record is from RefSeq and is a predicted model, not a curated record. NCBI's taxonomy places the organism in Eukaryota, Fungi, Mucoromycota, Mucoromycetes, Mucorales, Mycotyphaceae.